Molecule: messenger RNA, 627 nt
Organism: Lepidothrix coronata (blue-crowned manakin)
Lineage: Eukaryota; Metazoa; Chordata; Aves; Passeriformes; Pipridae
Product: cytochrome c oxidase subunit 5B, mitochondrial
Exons: 3
Coding region: 39-542 (167 amino acids)
Biological process (GO): mitochondrial electron transport, cytochrome c to oxygen
Cellular component (GO): mitochondrial envelope
Source: RefSeq, a predicted model, not a curated record
UUCCGCUUCCGCCCCGCAGCGGAAGAGCCGGUGGCGCCAUGGCCUCAAGGUUACUGCGGGUGAGCGCGGCCCUGCGGCUCCUGCCCGGCGCCUCCGCCCGCGCUGCGCCCGCGCGCCAGCUCGGCGUGCCCGGGAGCUUGGCCAGCGAUGAAGAACAGGCGACUGGGAUGGAGAGGAAGGUCAUGGAGGCCCUGAACAAGGGCCUGGUGAGUGCGGGGGCACCCGGGGGGGUGAGUGACCCUGCUGUCUGUGUGUCCCUCUGGUCUGUGUGUCCAUCCUGUCCCUGUGUCCACAUGUCCAUCCUUGUUCCCAUGUCCACGUGUCUGUCCUGUCUGUGUCCAUGCCCUGUUCCCACAUUUCUGUCUCUGUUCCCGGGCCCCAUUCCUGUCCCUGUGUCCAUGCCCUGUCCCACUCUGUCCCUGUCCCCAGGUGAGGAGGACAACAGCUGCGUGGUUUGGUUCUGGCUGCACCAGGGCGAGGCCCAGCGCUGCCCCUCCUGUGGGGCCCACUACAAACUGAUCCCCCAUGAGCUGCCCCACUGAGGGGGGCUGUGGGACGCCCCCCGGGGCCCUGCUGAUCCCCCCCUGCACCUGAGCCCACGAUAAAGAGAUGGUGGGGAGACUCUGA